Messenger RNA from Mesorhabditis belari, 774 nucleotides. The record is from the annotation of a GenBank genome assembly. NCBI's taxonomy places the organism in Eukaryota, Metazoa, Nematoda, Chromadorea, Rhabditida, Rhabditidae.
AUGCGCACAACGUUUACCGCACGACGCCCACCAAAAAAGGCGUUGCUGCUCUCGGCUUGGUUGGCUUUGGCUUGGUGCACUCUGUUCACUACAGUUUGUGCUGCCGAGUACGACGAGUAUGAGACAACGAUCGAGUAUCGAGAGCGAAUUCGAAGGCACUACACAUCACCACGAUACACGAGAGAAAUCGAAGAGGCGCCUACUGAAGUUAUCGACUUUCAUCAAAGAUUACGAACACCAAAAAGCGUGCUUGAUCCGGAGAGACCAAUAGAUGUACCACCAAAAUUGGUGACUGAGGAUCAUCCAAUCUACAUGGUGAUUCCAUUGCCGAGCACUGAUGAUAUAUCUGCUGGGAGAAAUCCUUUCCGACUCAGCAUUCCACUCGUUGAGCCAAUAGUCGAUCUUGCUGUUGAGUCUGUCUAUAAACAGCAGCUUGUCCAACGGAACUCUAUUCGAGUCAUUUACAAAGAUUCUCAAAUGUCGGAUGCUCAUGGACCGAAUGUGGCUAUCGAUAUGCUCGUGCAGAACAAAUUGGACGUGAUCAUCGGCUACGCUUAUGUAUAUGCUUUGGCGCCAGUUGCUCGAAUGGCACCAUUCUGGCGGGACAUUGAUUCGAAUGGGAUCCCGGAGUAUUCGAUGAUGACAAGGAUCAAUUCACCUUAUAAAAACUUUCGUCAAAGCGUCGAGAAGCUUUGGGAUGCGUACAAUUGGACGACUACCGUUUUCAUCUAUCACGAUCGAAGAUUUGGCUCCGGAUCUCUCGCAACCGGUUGG